Messenger RNA from Biomphalaria glabrata, 2853 nucleotides. RefSeq lists its product as uncharacterized. The record is from RefSeq and is a predicted model, not a curated record. NCBI's taxonomy places the organism in Eukaryota, Metazoa, Mollusca, Gastropoda, Planorbidae. The transcript has 2 exons. The coding region runs from base 442 to 2049 and encodes 535 amino acids.
GCUAUAUCUAACUGUGUAACACCCAAUGCCAAUCAGUCGGUGCUUUGGCGGCCUGUUGGUAACACAGUGCCCAGCCCUCCACUGAAAACAAGUUGGAAAUACCUUCAGCUUGGUAAUUCAACUCAAGUCCCCCCUGAAGAGCAUUCAAGUUUAGCAUCAUUUCAAAUUUUAGGAUGGAACUGAAAGACAUCUUGCCCAUCAAUCUUGACCUAACCAACGGACUUGAUUCGUCAAAGAAAAAAAACGAUAUUUGCAUUACUAUAGGUUUUAAAACUUAUUCAAUCAACCAAUCUAUUCUAAGUGCCUGCUCUAAGUAUUUUCAAGCCUUGAUGUACUCUGACACCAAUAAAUCAAAAGAAAUGAUAAAUUUGCUGAUCAAAGGCAUCGACGCCCACAGUUUUGCUUAUGUGCUGCACAUGAUCAACAAAGGCAAAAAACAAAAUGACUGAGAACAACAUGCUAGCUAUGUGGCGCGCAGCACACCACUUGAAGAUCGAAUUUCUAAUCGAACAGUGUGAAAAUUUCGUCAAUGCUCACGUAACUGAAGAGAACUAUUUAAAUAUUUACCAGCAUGCCAUCGCCUUCAAAUCAGAGACUGCUUAUAAAAAGGUUAUCUCAUUGAUGAUCAAAAACUUUGACCGAUUUAUAAAGACUGAUACUUUUCUAACUUUAACUCCUAAGACUUUAAUAGAAAUCCUAACAAGCGGAGGCAUCAAGUCACAUGACAAUGUAAUUGUAGCCAUUUUUGAUUGGAUUAAUUAUACUAGGACAGAGCGACUUCAGAGCUGUGGCGAGUCGCCAAAGAAGAACAAACCUAAAAAAAGGGGUGGCAAGCCAACGGAGAAAAACAAAACUAACGAGAGUGAUGGCAAUGCUGAUUGGGACAUGGAAGUCAAUUUUAACGAUAUAGAUCUUUUUUCUAACACCGAUAAUCAUCCCACAAAUAGAGAAGAGCUUCUGGGGAAACUAAUCAGCCUUGUUCAGUUUGACCUCAUCACCGCGGAUGGACUCAGAAAGCUGUUGGACAAUGAUGACGUGAUGGAGAACAGAGAUGCAAGGAACACUGUGAGGAGAGCCAUCUCCUCCCAGCUGGAAAACGAGAAACUUGUAAAGCUGCAACUCAAUGCUGAAGAGAUUACACCCGAAGCCAUGAGUUUAUCUGAUCUUACAAUUGAAGACAUUAGCUCUGAAGUCGCUUUGGCCUCUCCCCAGACCCAGCACGUCAUCUUUUUUAUAGACAGAAACCAGAGUCUCUUGGCACUCAAUGUUUUGAGCAACACAAUACUUCAAGUCAGCUUUGAUAUUAAAGGAACAUUUGAGGAUUUAUUUGUUUUGGAGCACAAGUUACACAUCUUGGUAAGUCGCUCAUUUGUCAGUCCAGCAUGCCAACUACGUUUGUAUAAGAUUUCAGAUUUCCAAUCCAUCAUUUGUUACUUCGGGCCGAAGAACAGAACAAAGUUUAUCAUCAAUGGCACUUUUCAUUAUGCCUUCCUCAGUUGUAACAAAAAAUCUCUAAAGAUCACUGGAACUAAACGCCCUGACCCCUAUCAAAGAACUUGGGCAACCCUUGAUUACUAUCAUGACAUUGGGGAAGUGACGUCACUAGUCAACUUUGAAAAUGAGAUUGUGGGGUUCUUCUCGGGCGAGGAGGAAGGCAAAGAAGCAACUAGAAUCUUCUCGUUCAAUACCACCAGUAGAACUUUUUAUCCCAUCGUGAACCUGGACGGCAGUUCCAAAAAUCUGGCUUCUUUCACUUUCGAAAAGAGGCUGUUUGUCAUCCAAGGCUGUGGGACUUUGACAGAAUUAUAUAGACAUGAUGGAUUUCUGCAAGCUGACUUUCACCCGCCGCUGUGGGACAUGCCUUUGGAAAUAUUUGGAGCAGUGGUGUUAAACAAAACAUUUUUAGUGAUGGCGCGCCUUGACAAUGUCCAAAAUCUACCAACGACUUGCCAGUUUGGCCGCACUAAGUUUGUUAACCUUACCAAUGGUGCCAAUAUUUGUCAGUACAUGGCUAUUCCCAAUCACUGGCUUAAAAAAAAAUUGAAAUGAUCCUUAACUUGUUUGCUCACUUGAUUCAGGACUUAACAAUAUUUUAAAAGGUUCAUGUUGUUAAAACAUAAGUACAAUUCAGUGUUACUAGAUCGAUUAUAAAAUCUCUCUUUUAGGAAAUGCAUUUCAGUUUAGUUUUAUAAGAGACUUUUAUUUUUCAUCACAGUUAAUCUUAAAUUUCAAUACCAUUUUAGAAUGUCUUUCCAGAUCUGUCUCAGAAUUUUUUUAAAAAAUUGUCUUUUACUUUCUAAAUUUUCAUCUUUUUUUUUUUUUACCAUUUAUUUUCAGGCAUUUUUUUUUUCCAUUAAAGUUUAAAUUUUCAAAUGUCAUACAAACUAACCAUUGAUGUUUCAUCAUUUUUUUAUGUGGAAUUUUUCUAUCAUUUGUAACUAUUGGAACAUUUUAUUUUGUAUUCAAUUUUUGAAAUAUUUUUUGGUAAUCAGAUCUUUUUUUCUCUUGUACCAUUAUUACAUAAUAAUUCAAUUUUUUUAAAAAUGACAUCUAGGAAAAAUGUCUAUCAUUGUGACAAUCUACUCCAUGCAUUCAUCAAAUUUUCUUUAUUGUCCUCAUUUAAGUAGUCUGAAUGGAACAAUGAAGUAUUUUUCUGAAUUUUCAGUACAUUCUAUUAUGUCUUGUCCUCCAAAAGUAUCUGAUCUACUAUACUUUUUUAGUGAGUUGAUGUAGCUAGAACAAUUUCUUUAAAAUUUUUUCUAUUUAAAAUUUUAGUCUGUGUUUAUAUAUAACACUGGAAUGUAUGAGAAACUUUUGACAACUCGGAACAAUAAAGAUUUUAUCACCUCCUUA